Messenger RNA from Racocetra fulgida, 251 nucleotides. NCBI's taxonomy places the organism in Eukaryota, Fungi, Glomeromycota, Glomeromycetes, Diversisporales, Gigasporaceae. The record is from the annotation of a GenBank genome assembly.
CAAUUAAUGAUCAAUCCUAUAACUCCUUAAAUCCUUUAAUCUCUAAACUUAGACCUCCAACAUCUACUACUAAAACAACUAAUGACAAUAACAAUAUGGAUAUCGAUGAUAAUAAUACCAAUAAUACUAAUAGACACAACUCAGCAGACAAUACUGAAAAAGAACAACAAUAUAAUAACAACAAGAACCAAAUGUAUAAUGCACAACAACAACAUAUUAACAACCAAGAUCAAACUGACAAUAACAAGUAA